CGGAGGAACGGCUGUUGGCCUGUGGUUGAUUCAAGCUCCCGGCUGGUCGGGGGCUCCAGUGCUCUCCUUCUCCUCGCUGAGCGGCUGCCCGGCUGCCCGGUGCAGAAGAAGCCAUGACGCUCCGGAUCACCAGGAACAGUAAGAUAAAUGCUGAAAAUAAGGCAAAGAUCAGUAUGGCAGGGGCCAAGCGCAUGCCUGUGGCCGCUGUUGCAAUCUCUAAGCCCGGACAGAGGCCCCGAACAGCUCUUGGAGACAUCAGUAACAAAGUCAGUGAACAACAGCAGGCCAAACUGCCUCUGAAAAAGGAAACAAAAACCUUAGCUGCUGGAAAAGUUACUGCUAAAAAAGUACCAAAACCUCUGGAAAAGGCUCCGGUACCUGUGCCGGAGCCAGAACCGGAACUGGAGCCUGUUAAGGAAGAGAAACUUUCCCCCGAGCCUAUUUUGGUCCUUCCCUCUCCAAGCCCCAUGGAAACAUCUGGCUGUGCCCCUGCAGAAGAAUAUUUGUGUCAGGCUUUCUCAGAUGUAAUUCUUGCAGUGAGUGAUGUGGAUGCAGAAGACGGAGCGGAUCCAAACCUUUGUAGUGAAUAUGUGAAAGAUAUCUAUGCUUAUCUAAGACAACUUGAGGAAGAGCAAGCCGUCAAACCAAAAUACCUAAUGGGUCGUGAAGUCACUGGAAACAUGAGAGCCAUCCUAAUUGACUGGCUAGUGCAAGUUCAAACAAAAUUCAGGUUACUGCAGGAGACCAUGUACAUGACUGUUUCCAUAACUGAUCGGUUCAUGCAGGAUAAUUGUAUGCCCAAGAAGAUGCUGCAGCUGGUUGUAGUCACUGCCAUGUUUGUUGCAAGCAAAUAUGAGGAAAUGUACCCUCCAGAAAUCGGUGACUUUGCCUUUGUGACUGACAAUACCUACACCAAGUUUCAAAUCAGACAGAUGGAAAUGAAGAUUCUAAGAGCUUUAAAUUUUAGUCUGGGUCGCCCUCUACCCCUGCAUUUCCUUCGGAGAGCAUCUAAGAUUGGAGAGGUUGAUGUUGAGCUACACACUCUGGCCAAAUAUCUGAUGGAUCUAACUAUGCUGGACUACGAUAUGGUGCACUUUCCUCCUUCUCAGAUUGCAGCAGGAGCUUUUUGCUUAGCACUGAAAAUUCUUGAUAAUGGUGAAUGGACACCAACUCUGCAGCAUUACCUGUCGUACACUGAGGAAUCCCUUCUUGCUGUUAUGCAACACCUGGCAAAGAAUGUGGUCAUGGUGAACCGCGGGCUUACAAAGCACCUGACUAUCAAGAACAAGUAUGCCACAUCUAAGCAUGCUAAGAUCAGCACUCUAGCACAGCUGAAUUCUGCACUAGUUCAAGAUUUAGCCAAGGCUGUAGCAAAAGUGUAACUUGUGAACUUUGGAAUACUAUCUGCAAAUAAAAUUGGCACCAUGUGCCAUCUGUACAUAUUACAUGUUACAUUUAUUUACUUUUAAUAAAGUUGCAGUUCUU
This is a messenger RNA of Cervus elaphus (red deer), 1485 nucleotides long. Its product is annotated as G2/mitotic-specific cyclin-B1-like. The coding region runs from base 114 to 1382 and encodes 422 amino acids. The record is from RefSeq and is a predicted model, not a curated record. Gene Ontology annotation, cellular component: cyclin B1-CDK1 complex; mitochondrial matrix; nucleus. Gene Ontology annotation, molecular function: cyclin-dependent protein serine/threonine kinase regulator activity. Gene Ontology annotation, biological process: mitotic cell cycle phase transition; regulation of cyclin-dependent protein serine/threonine kinase activity; mitotic metaphase chromosome alignment. NCBI's taxonomy places the organism in Eukaryota, Metazoa, Chordata, Mammalia, Artiodactyla, Cervidae. The transcript has a single exon.